UGAGUGCGAACAGGGUAAUGAAAGCGUGCACAGACAAGUGCGUUCAACUCCUCUAGAAUUCCUCCAGCAGAGAUGUGCGUUUAUCCAGCGCCUAACCUGCGAGAUUUCACAAACGUUGCUCUCUGCAUUCUCUAGUUUCUUUCUUCGGAAUUGUCAUUUUGAUCCAUCCUCCAUCUAAAAGACAUGCAACUUUGGGAGAGCUUGGCAACCAGGUAGUGGACAGCUGUACAGCAGCAUGCCGUUUCUAGCAAACAGUAUUCCCUGGGUCAAUCCAUGACCACUUCGCUUGUGGAUGUAUAUUCAGAUGGUUUGAUUGACGGCUCAGUGGAGGGAAUACGCAGAAGAGCGAGGGAGAAUGGCUUCGAAAGAGCGACUGUACGAGCUGUGGAUGUUAUAUUACACUAAGAAAGAUGUCGUUUACCUGCAGCAAUGGUUGGAGGCAUUCGUGGCGUCUUUUGAGAAGGUCAUUGAUGUGCAGUCGACGGAGCCUCGUCGGCUGGAGGAAUGGAGCGCCGAUGUCCCCCUCCUCCCCAAGGAGGUGUUGGUGUUCCUCAGCACCCAGCUGUGGCACAGUGCCCUCCACAUGUCAGGGCAGGAUCAGAGCAGCACUGCUCCACACCCACUGCUCCUCAUCAAGUUCUUCAUCAUCAUCUGCAGGAAUAUGGAAAAUAUAGACUCUGAAAAGACCCCGGGGUUUGUGUUUGAGACAAUCAAGCUCCUAAACUUCUGUUUGACUCAGCUGAAGAAGCAGCCAGAUGAUCAGAGCACUUUACAGUCGGUGGUACAACAUGGCCUGUUGCUGUGCGAAAAUCUCUUUGACCCUUAUCAGACGUGGAGGAGACGACAGGCAGGGGAGGAGGUCAGUAUGCUGGAGAGAAGCAAGUAUAAAUUCUCACCUCUUGUUCUACCAGAGGAGCUUCCUUUGCUCUUCCAUGACUACCUACAAGAGAGUGAACUAAUCCCAGAGCCGCUCGUGGUGAGACUGGUGCAUUUACAGGGAGCUGUAAUCAGUGGAUGCAAGAAGAACGGCCUUCUCUCCAUCACCCCCCAGGCUGUGAAGGACCUCAUGUCUGUGCUGCAUUCCUGGUGCCUCACUCCUGCCUCACCCCCACAAGAGCCCAAGGAUCCUUGGCUGCUCAAAAUGACCCUGCGGUGCCUGACUGCAAUGAUCCACCUUCUGCACUCCAGCAGCCCAAACGAGAGGCAGGUUGAGAUCCGGACAGUGCUGGAUAGUUACUUCCAGCUGCUUAACUGGAACCGGCCACCAGACCGCCAGCAGGAAGAUAUGCAGACCUGGGAGGAUAACCUCAUUACCCUUCUCGAACAUAUGCUGAAUGCUAUCCCAGAGAUCCUGCAGUGUUCAGACCGGCCGGUGUUGCAGGCUAUCUUUCUCAAUAACAACUGUUUCGAGCACAUCCUCCGCCUCAUCCAGAACAGCAAGGUCUGGGAAAAGGGCUCUGACUGCAUCACAGUACACGCCAUUCGAGUUCUUACCGCCAUAAUGAGCAACUCGCCCUCUGCCAAGGAGGUCUUCAAGGAGCGGAUUGGCUACUCACAGUUGUUUGAUGUGUUGAAAAGUCAAGGACAGCCCACCAAAAGACUCCUGCAGGAGCUGAUGAACAUGGCUGUUGAAGGAGAGCAUUCCCAGGCCAUGCAGCUGGGCAUCAGUAACGAACAGACUUUGCUUCUGCUGCUGCAGUGGUUGCCUGAUCUGGGCUCUCGCUCUCUGCAGCUGCUGGUGUCCCAAUGGCUGGCGGCCGUGUGUCGAGGAACUCUGUCCUGCCGCACCGUAGCCGUUGAGGCGGGCUUAGUAGGCGCUUUGCUGGAGGUGCUGUCCGAAGCCCCGGAGCGGCUCGACCGGCAGUGUUCCGAUGCUCUCUUGGGCUUGCUUCAAGACUUGGGAUCUCUUUCUCUACGGCCCUGUGAACUGAAGAGUCUGCUGAAGCUCUUGCGGACCGAACCUGGUGCACCCCCUCACCCGUACUGCGGGCGUGUGGUAAGGGUGCUUUCGGCCAUGGCCGCUCGCAGAGAGGGUGGAUGCAGCGCCUUGCAGUAUUUUGACCUUACGCCCCCUAUGGCGGGUAUUAUGGUGCCGGCUAUACAACGCUGGCCAGGAAGCGCGUUUGCUUUCCACGCUUGGCUGUGCCUCAACACAGACUUUCCUCCUCCUCAGCACCACUACUCAGAAUCUCACCUGACAAACCCAGAUAAUAUGGUUCGAAUGGCUAAGGGACCACGUAGGAAACAGCUUUACAGUUUCUUCACAGCAAGCGGAACUGGAUUUGAAGCUUUUUUCACCACAGAAGAAGUUCUGGUGGUGGCAGUAUGUACUAAAAAGGAAUACAUGGCCGUUUCCCUGCCAGAACACCCAUUCAAUGACUGCGCCUGGCAUUCAGUAGCCAUUGUUCACAUUCCUGGCCGUCGGCCCUUUGGACAGAAUGUGGUCACUGUUUAUGUGGAUGGAGUGCAGUGUAAAACAGCACCCCUGCGCUUUCCUUCUCUGAACGAGCCGUUCACUUCCUGCUGCAUUGGAUCAGCUGGUCACCGGACCACUACCACCAUGACUACCUCUCCGACUCUGCCCAACCCGUCCCACUCGCCCUCAGAGAUGGCAUUUGCAGCACAUUCUGGGCCACCCACCCUUGCACGUUCCCAGUCCUUCCCUGCAUCCUUUGCAGCAGCCACAGGGGGUCGGCCAGGUUUGAGUCGGGACAGUCCGGUCCACACAAUCCCGGCAGGGCUGCAGGACACUGCGUGGGGCUCUCCUUCAUCACUGGGCGGCCUUUUAGCCACGGUGUUCAUCUGCCAUGAAGCUCUGCAGCCUGCUCAGGCACGAGCCCUGUUCAUUGCAGGUCCCAAUAAUGUUUCUUUAUUCAAAGCUGAUGGUGAACCUUCAGAAGUCAACAGUAAACUACUGUUAUACUACACCCCACAGGCCUUUAAGAUCCAGAUCUGUGUGGAUUUGUCCCCCAACCAUCUUUACGAUGGCAGGCUUACUGGUCACAGAGUGGUGAACUGGGACGUCAAGGAUGUUCUGAGCUCAGUUGGUGGCAUGGGAGCUCUCCUGCCCCUGCUGGAGCAGGUGUGUUUACUGGACCAGGGCGAGACUGUAGGUCAGGAGACUUCAGAUCUUCUCGGGCCAGAGCUCACGUCCUGCAGAGGCCCUGCCGGCAUGCUGCUGCCACUGGGGAAGUCAUCCGAGGGCCGUUUAGAGAAGAACAGCGUAGCAGCGUUUUUGCUGAUGAUUAAGAACAUGCUGCGCAACCAUCCGGCCAAUCAGGAGAGUCUGCUUCAGUGCCACGGGCCGCCCAUCAUCGGAGCCAUGCUCGGCAAGGUUCCCAGCAGUAUGAUGGACAUGAGUGUAUUGAUGGCCUGUCAGUUCCUGCUCAAGCAGGUGUCCAACGAGGGCAACAACGCCCUUCUAUCACAGCUGUACCAGUACCUGCUCUUUGACUUCAGAAUCUGGAGCCACAGCCACUUUGCAGUCUGCCUGGGUCAUGUGCAGUACCUUGCCACCAUCAUCAAUGAAGGCAAGCUGAAGACUCGUAAGAGGUAUGGUGUUCAGUACAUCCUGGACUCAAUUCGGACACACUACAGUGUGGAGAAGGAUGGCAGUCCUCUGUCUGAUGAGAGGCGGACAGUGCAGAUCUCUCUUUUCGCUCUGCUGAAGGACCUUCUGAAAUCUCCCACUGCUGAGGAGCUGCACAGUGUACUAGCCUACGCUGCUAUAGUGCAGGACGAGCAACAGGUGAUCAGUAUUCUGGAUGUGUUACACACUGUAUUGAGAAGUUCUUCAUCUCCACGUGAGCAGGCUGUGACGGUUCUUUUGGAGCAAAAGGUGGAGCAGCUCUACUGUCUGCUGCUUAAAACCAACUAUGGAGACGAGGCUCGUGAGAGAGUUUUCAGGGUCUUGUAUAAAGUCCUGAAGAGUGAACGUAUACCUGAGCGCAGUAAGAUGCGCAUCAAGCUCAAGGACUCUGGCUACCUUGGGCUGGUCUGCUCCUUUGGUGAUGUCCCCAUCACAAUGGUGACUGUACGCUGUCUGUAUGAGCAGGUGCUUGCCACAGAACCCACUCCUAAUUUUAGAGACCUGUUGGCAGUGGCAUACCUGUCCCAUCGUGCUGACCUCAGCGUCCGACUAGAUAUCUGUCGUAAGCUCUUCCACUUGAUCUACUCCAAUCAAGAGUAUGUGAAGCAGCUCGCUCGUCAGUCAGGCUGGCAGGAUGUUCUCACCAAACUCUACAUCAAAGAAUCGUACGAGUCUCGCAUUCUCAGCCAAUCCAAUUCUUUUUCCAGCCCCACCAACUCGCUGGACCCCAUUCUUUCCAGACCCGUCUUCCAUCGCGAGGACAGCGUAAUGGAGGACACUCAGCAGAACGUCUACAUUUCCCUCACUGCCCGCCAUGAAGAGGAGUACGAGGAGGAGGAAGCUCAGGAUGCGUCUGAGGGCUACUCUGACCUCUCCCAGUCUCCCCCGUCAGCCGGACAACUCAAAAGCGAUUCCUUGCACUUCAAGCCAUUUGACUCCGGAGAACAAAGCAGUCAUUCGUCCACCCUGUCCAACACUGUGGACAAUUCAUCGUCGUCCCGUCUGCUGGAAGAAGAGGAAAGCGUGUACCAGCCACUCUCACCCUUCAGCUCACCCUUUGAGCUUGAACUAAGCCUUCAAAAAGGACCCCAGACACUUGUGGGUAGCCAGCCAGAGACCCCCUCUCCUCUGGAGCACAGUAAGAGCUUCCCAGGCAUGAGGCCGCGCAAGAGCUCCAGUCUGUCCAAUGUCCUGGACGACACAAGCUACACCACCGAACGUCCUACAGACACCAUCUCAAACACAUCCAACCCACAGGCUCCCGAGGAGGAGUUGUGUAACCUGCUGACGAACAUCGUAUUCUCUGUGCUGUGGAGCGGCACUGAGGGGUCUGAGGAUGUGAUAUGGAGAGAAAGGGGUCAGGUGUUCUCUGUCCUCACCAAGCUUGGCUCAUCCUGUCAGCUGGUGCGGCCACCUGAUGACAUCAAACGCAGUUUGUUGGAGAUGAUGCUGGAGUCGUCUCUGUCAGAUCUGAGGGACUCUCAGGGCGUGUCUCUGCCCCAUGUGCCUUCUUUGCUCCGCCUCCUCAGACUGCUCCAGGACUUCCUGUUCGCCGAGGGCACUGACAAUCAAACACUAUGGAGUGAAAAGAUUUUCGAGGGGGUGGUGAAUCUGUUGGACAGGCUGCAGGCAUGGCACACGACCCCUGGGUCAGCGGGGGCUGCUGAGCUCAAAGAGAUGUCUCUGAUCGGCCUGCGUAUCAUCACCGGAUACAUUCAGCAGCAGCAGAACCCACAGGUGUGUGAGAUGGCGUGUUUAAAGCUUCAUAGCCUGCUGCAAACUGUCUUAUGUCUGUCGUGGGAGGAGGUGUGUUUUCUUCUGGGUCGUCUUGGUGUACCACUUUGGUCUGCAAACUGUGGCUCAGACCCGGGCGCUGAGGCUUUGCUGAGCCCUCUGGUGCCCAUCGUCCGAGCGCUUCUGGACCAGCAUGCGGAUCGAACCACCCUUCAGAAGAUGCUCCCCAACCUGCCCGCCACCAACGGCAGCCCCUCCUUCGCCCAGGAUCUCCAAAACUACUGCAGCACAGCUGAGUGGCAGCAGUUCCACCAGAACCACGUGGAGCCCACAAUGCAGCAGUAUGAACUAGACACUUUUGGGAAGAGUCAUGACCUGAUGUCCAAUUUUUGGAAUUCCUGCUUUGAUGACCUCAUGAGCACUGCACAGAGGAGAGACAAGCACCGCUCCGACUGCAAAGCCAAGUUUCAGGAGCUCAUCAUUGACCCAUACCUGAAACGAAUGCGCACAGAGAACAGCCGCUACCACAGUGUGCAGAAGAUGAUUAACAGCCAGCAGGAGGUGGUGUGGAGGCACUGGAAAUCACUGCGCAGGUUACUGAGCAGUGAGAGAAGAGCCUGGGCACUCAGGGUUCAGCCACAGGUGAACUGGAAACUGUCGAGCGCGGAGACGUACUCUAAGAUGCGUCUGAAGCUGGUGCCAAAUUACAGCUUUGACUCCCACAGUGAUGCCAGCGCACUGAGAGAUAACAUGGGAGCCGACAGCCCUCGCAGCUCAACUGAGCCCAUCCCUCUUGCUGUUGCAAAGGAAGCCAAAGUUAGUGACAUGGAGGACGACAAACUAGAGGAUUUUGAAGAUUUUGUCUUCAUUGAUGAGGCGGAGGAGGGCGAGGAGGAGAGCCAGAAGGAAAAGCUGGUGCUCUCGGAGGAGUGUGAGCUCAUCACUAUUGUUGCCGUGGUACCAGGUCGUCUGGAGGUCACAACGCACCACCUGUACUUCUACGAUGGCAGCAGUGAGAAAGAGGAGACUGAGGAAGGGAUUGGGUUUGGUUUGAUUAGGCCAUUGUCACAGCUAAGGGAAGUCCACCUGAGGCGCUACAACCUGCGGAGAUCAGCAUUAGAGCUGUUCUUCAUCGACCAGGCACACUACUUCAUCAACUUCAGGAAGGGGGUGAGCUAGACACAUACUAACUGCAGGAGAAACUACAGUGGAACAGGAUGCAUAGUAGAUGGCCACAAGCAUUUUUGCCAUUUUUUUGUUUUGGUUCUCCAACAGGUCCGGAACAAAGUCUACUCCAGGAUCCUAGGUCUCAGACCACCCAAUCUCUUCUACUUUGGUUCUCGCUCUCCUCAGGAGCUCCUGAAAGCCUCCAACCUGACUCACAGAUGGGUUUGCAGAGAGAUCUCCAAUUUUGAAUAUCUGAUGCAGCUCAACACCAUUGCUGGUCGCACAUACAAUGAUUUAUCCCAGUAUCCAGUGUUCCCCUGGGUGCUGUGUGACUACACAUCUGCUGAAUUGGAUCUGGAGGACCCAGCUGUUUUCAGAGAUUUGUCCAAACCCAUUGGUGUCGUCAACCCUCGACAUGCACAGAACGUCAGGGAAAAGUAUGAGAGUUUUGAGGAUCCAACAGGCACUAUCGAUAAGUUCCACUAUGGCACACACUACUCUAAUGCUGCCGGCGUCAUGCACUACAUGAUCCGCACAGAGCCCUUCACCUCAUUACAUAUACAGCUCCAGAGCGGCAAGUUUGAUUGUGCCGAUAGGCAGUUUCAUUCAGUAGCAGCAGCAUGGCAGGCACGAAUGGAGAGUCCAGUUGAUGUGAAGGAGCUCAUCCCAGAGUUCUUCUACUUCCCAGAGUUCCUGCAGAACAUGAACAGUUUUGAUCUGGGCUGCUUGCAAAUCAAUCAGGAGAAUGUCAAUGAUGUGUUGAUUCCCCCCUGGGCGUCUUCGCCUGAAGACUUCAUCAGGAAACACCGCAAAGCUUUGGAGAGUGAGCAUGUGUCUGCUCACCUGCACGAGUGGAUCGAUCUCAUAUUCGGGUAUAAGCAGCGAGGCCCUGAAGCGGUGGAAGCUCUCAAUGUCUUCUACUACUGCACUUAUGAGGGUGCAGUGGAUUUGGACGCCAUAGCUAAUGAGACCGAGCGCAAGGCCCUUGAAGGCAUCAUCAGCAACUUUGGCCAGACGCCCUGUCAGCUUCUCAAGGAGCCCCAUCCUCCCCGUAUGUCAGCCGAGAACGCAUUUAGGCGGCAGGCCCGUCUGGACAUUCUGCCUCCCAACCUUUUUGAUCAGCUCACUAAACUCCGAUCUUUUAAGGAGGUGGUGAAUGAUGGUCUGCCUUUAGUCCAAGCCGUGGUGCCCAGAAAUCAAACCCGCUCCUUUAUCAUCCCUGGUUCUGAUAUACUGGUGACAGUGAGUGCUAAUGGAAUGAUAGGCACUCAUAGCUGGCUGCCCUACGACAAGAACAUAGCUAAUUAUUUCACCUUCACCAGAGACCCCACUGUGAGCAACCCAAAGACCCAGCGGUUCCUCAGCGGGCCGUUCUCCCCAGGGGUGGAAAUCGGGUCCCAGGUGCUGGUGGUGUCCACUGACGGGCGUCUGCUGUUCAGCGGGGGGCACUGGGACUGCAGCAUUAGGGUCACUAUGUUAGGCAAGGCCAAGCUGGUGGGCAGGAUCUGCCGUCACAUAGAUGUGGUCACAUGCCUGGCUUUGGAUCUCUGUGGUAUCUACCUCAUCUCUGGCUCACGAGACACCACCUGCAUGGUGUGGCAGGUCCAACAGCAGGGUGGUUUCUCUAGCGGUCUGUCUCCACGGCCCGUGCAGGUGCUCUGUGGACAUGAUCAAGAGGUCGCAUGUGUCGCAAUCAGCACUGAGUUGGAUAUGGCGAUCUCAGGGUCAAAGGAUGGCACAGUAAUCAUGCACAGUGUGCGUCGUGGACAGUACCUGCGGACCCUGAGACCCCCGUGUGAGAGCUGCCUUCCUGCCCCUGUGGCACACCUGGAGGUCGGCAUGGAAGGGCACAUAGUGGCACAGACUGUUAUAGAGGGCCGCUCUGCUGGAAAGGAGAAGUAUGCACUGCAUGUGUACUCUGUGAAUGGCACUCUCUUAGCAUCUGAGACCUUGGACGAGAAGAUUUCAGCUUUGCAUCUGGUGCCUGACUACCUCAUUGUAGGCACACAACAAGGGAACCUUCACAUUCGAGACUUGUACAGUUUGAAUCUGGCUGUUGCGCCCUUGGCCCUGAAGGUCCCUGUGUGCUGUGUGUCUGUCACGAAAGAGAGCAGUCAUAUUCUGGUGGGCCUGGAGGAUGGCAAACUCAUCGUGGUGGGAGCAGGAAAACCGGAAGAGGUGCGGUCUGGGCAGUUUUCCCGCCGACUGUGGGGCUCCACACGCAGAAUCUCCCAGGUGUCCGCAGGAGAGACCGAAUACAUCCCUGUCGAGCCUCCUGCUAAAUGAGCCCCACGUGCCUUCAGCAAACACUGUGCAUCCACAAGAGACGAGAGCGUCAGCGCUCCUGCACCACUCAUCCACUUUCCUGCCCUUCUGAAACAGAGAGCUUGGGAACAAGAGUUAAGGGAACACAAGUGGUGAACAUCCAAAUGUGCACUUUUAUACAAAAAGGGAAAAGAACAUUCUUCUUGAAAAUGCAAUGAUUUAUACUGCUUUUAACAGAUGAACAUUCCAAAGAUUUUUAAUCAGGCGAAUCAGGCAGUCGCCUGCAAACUUUUUAAGUGUUGACGGCAAAGACUGAACUUUUUAAAAGCAGUAUGUUCUGUGCUGUGAAUCACAGACUGUCUUCUCACUGACUGGAGCCCAAGGCACUGUGGCUCAGUGUGAUGGACUUAGUCUCUGUCACUGAGUGACAAACCGUCAUCACCUGAGCCGUUUUAUAGUAUAGUAGAUCAUCUUAUGCUGAUUUUUGCUUUUGUACACUGGUACUCCAUCUGACACUUGAAAAGUUUCUUAUAUUAAACAAUGUCAUCUAUGACGCCAUAUUUUUCCCUGGGACAGGCACCAACAGAGACAUUUUAGCUCUGUGCAUGUACAGUAUGUGGGUGUGGGUGUUUGUAUUGCUUUGCACGGUUACUUGCAGACGCUUUGUAUAAUGCAGUAAUUAAUGUGACGCCUAAAUUAGAACAAGAUCCUUUCACUCUUGUUUAAUGAUGUGAAGCGCUUUGAGCCCUACUAAGCCUUGAGACUUGAUUCAGUACCUCUGGUGCCUUAAACCAGGUCAACAAUAGAAAUGUCCAUAAUUAUGAUGGAUUAUGAGAUGAAAUAUAUUAAAGAGGUAGUUCACCUGAAAA
Molecule: messenger RNA, 9624 nt
Organism: Cyprinus carpio (common carp)
Lineage: Eukaryota; Metazoa; Chordata; Actinopteri; Cypriniformes; Cyprinidae
Product: neurobeachin-like protein 2
Exons: 53
Biological process (GO): intracellular protein localization
Cellular component (GO): membrane; cytosol
Molecular function (GO): protein kinase binding
Source: RefSeq, a predicted model, not a curated record